This is a messenger RNA of Teleopsis dalmanni, 5198 nucleotides long. Its product is annotated as contactin-like. Gene Ontology annotation, biological process: cell-cell adhesion. Gene Ontology annotation, molecular function: protein binding. The transcript has 10 exons. The record is from RefSeq and is a predicted model, not a curated record. NCBI's taxonomy places the organism in Eukaryota, Metazoa, Arthropoda, Insecta, Diptera, Diopsidae. Bases 104 to 4285 code for a protein of 1393 amino acids.
AAUAUGAAAUAAAAUAAAUUAUAAGAAGAUCGAAUUUAGAACGUGCCUUUGAACUAAACUCACUUCAAUUGAUUAAAAAUAUUGAAGUGGAAAAAUUCGUAAAAUGCGGCGAAAAGGAACAAAUUUGCUUUGCAACUUCAUAUUGCAGUUACUGUUUAUCCUAUACAUAAAAAACAGUUUCGCAGAAGCCGAUGCAGUUGCACAAUUACCAAAUGACCAACAAACAUAUCAACCGACCUACAAUAAGGAUUAUCAACCACGUUACAAUCCAUUGUAUACGAACACACAACAAAAUCCCGAGACUUCAAUAUAUGAAAACCCACUACUGCCUUCACAACAAGAUUUGCAAAAUCAACAAGGUGUGUUGAUGCCGAAUCAAAAUAAUUACAAUAGUUAUUAUGAUCAACCUGGUGGCAAUCGUCAGCUGAACACAAAUACACUAGGUGGCACCAAUGCAUACGAUCCAUUCAAUCGUGCCAAUACGCAAGGCAAUCCUAAUUAUGGCUAUAUUGAUGAAUUCACCAAUGAGCAAAACUUUUGCCCUGAGCAUUGGAUAUCUUUCCGACAAGCUUGCUAUCGUUUUAUACGAUCUCCGAAACGUAAUUGGUUGGAUGCCAAAAAGAUAUGCAAAGCAUACAACUCGGAACUUAUCAACAUCGAUAACGUGGAUGAGCACUCCUUUAUACUUAAAGAGUUAAUUGUACAAAAUCAGCCACAAAAUCGCUUUUGGAUUUCGGCACGUCAAACAGGACCUAAUUCCUGGGUUAACGAUGAUAAUUCACAAUUCUUCUAUCUUGAGGAUUCUUUUGCGUUUGAUGAGGAACAAGCUAUUGAAAAUGAAGAUUUGCAUGAUAAUCGCUUUUUGGUACACAAUGCAAAUAACUUAAAUGAUAAUAAUCGCAACUUUUACAAUCAAAAGUUCAAUACCGCAGCUGGUACGAGCAGCAAUAAUUUGAGAGGAUUUUUAGGUCAAAAUUUAUAUGGUGAAAAUGGUUAUGUUAAAGAUCGCGUUGUGUAUGCUUAUUCCCGCAAACGUGAUCGUUGGAUGUUUAUGCCUACAUAUGACGGUGAAUUGAAUCUCUUCAUUUGCGAAUCAAGAACUCUCUAUAAUCCGGAAAAUGUGUUUUUAAAAAAUGAUGACAAGCGUCCAUUUGAUUAUGGUCUCUAUGUGAUUGAUAUUGAAAGAAUUCCGCGUGGUCCUUAUUUCGUAAAGCAACCCAAUGAUACCGUCUAUGACACAUACAAAAAUCGUAUGAUUAAUGAUGUUACACUGGGUUGUCUUGCUUUAGGUUACCCAACACCUACAUAUACUUGGUACAGGGAAAUAUACUCUAAUGAUACUUUGGAAUAUAAAUUAAUUGAUCCACUUAAGAAUGAACGUUAUACUGUAUCCGGUGGUAAUCUUAUUAUCUAUGAACCACGACAAGCACUCGAUCAAGGUGCUUAUCAUUGUGUGGCCGAAAAUAAAUUUGGACGUGUGCGUUCUGAGAGCGCCAAUUUGAAUUUUGGUUUUAUUAUGGAAUUCAAUUUAAAACGUUCCUCUGAAACGGGUGAAAUGAAUUGGGGAAAAUCAAUAUUUUGUGAUCCACCGCAACAUUAUCCUGAUGUGAAAUAUUAUUGGUCACGUGACUUCUUUCCAAAUUUCGUUGAUGAGGAUCAGCGCGUUUUUGUUUCAAAUGAUGGCGCUCUAUAUUUCUCCUUCAUAGAAACUGUAGAUAGAGCCAAUUAUUCAUGUACAGUACAAACUUUAGUUGCGGACAAUGGACGUAAUGGACCAUUCUUCCCCUUGCGUGUGCUGCCUAAUAGCAAUUAUCAGUCACUCAUUUUUGCAAAUUCGUUUCCAAAGGUAUUUCCCGAAGCUCCAGUCGCUGGUGAUGAAAUACGUUUAGAGUGCAUGGCUUUCGGUUAUCCAAUUCCAGCAUAUAAUUGGACUAGACGUGGACUACCGUUGCAACGUAAUGCUUUUACCACAAAUUAUAAUCGUGUGCUGAUCAUACAAAAUGCUACAACGCGAGAUAAUGGUGAAUAUUCUUGUACUAUAACAAAUCCAAGAAGAUCCAUAGAAAAAUCGGUCUUUAUAAAUAUACAAAUGAAACCACAAUUUACCAUACCGUUACUGGAUAAAAUCAAGGAUUAUAACAGUGAUGUGACUUUUAUUUGUGAAGCAUUUGCUAUACCCGAUGUUAAUUAUACUUGGUACAAAAAUGCACUACGUCUUGAUCCUGAAAAUAUAAAUAAGGAUCGUUAUAUAAUACAGGAUAAUUUACUGACAGUCAAAUAUUUGGAUCCUGAUAAGGAUGAUGGCAUGUAUCAAUGUGGUGCUACAAAUCAAUUAAAGACUGCAUUCUCUUCCGCACAAUUGCGUGUACUCUCAAUGAAGCCAUCAUUUAAGAAACACCCACUGGAAGCUGAGAUUUAUGCCGCCUACAAUGGAAACACCACAAUUGUGUGUAACCCAGAAGCCGCGCCACGUCCGAAAUUCGUUUGGAAAAAAGAUGGGCAAGUUAUAGGAUCUGGUGGACAUAGACGCAUACUACCAAGUGGGACACUUAUAAUAUCUCCAACAUCACGCGACGAUGAAGGCACCUACACAUGUGUAGCUUCCAAUCAAGCUGGUUUUGAUGAAUCACGUGCGCGUCUUAUUGUUUUGCAGGAGAUACGUUUCAUACAGACGCCACCAUUACGUAUCGUUACCAAAGAGCAUGACUUGAUCUACUUGCAAUGUGAAGCUUCUUAUGAUGAACUUCUCGAUAUUGCGUAUGUAUGGAAGCGUAAUGGUGAAGUGUUGAAAAAUAAUCACGACGGCACAGAACGCAUAAUUAUUGAUUAUAAUCGUAUGACCGUACAUAAUGUGACAAUGUUAGAUGGCGGUGAAUAUGAUUGUGUCGUGAAAUCUGCGGUAAAUGAAUUGAUUGCGAAAACUUCUGUUGUAAUUGAAGGUGCACCUGGCGCACCGGGCGGUGUUCAGGUUAUUGAAGUCGGCAAAACAAAAGCAUUAAUUGAGUGGGUCGAUGGUGCAAAUAAUGGACGUGCUAUACGUUAUUACAAUAUAUUGGGUCGUACUAAUUGGAAUCGUACAUGGGUGAAUGUAUCGACACAUUUGCAAGCACGUGAAGUUGAUCGUUAUACAGGACGUCAACAAGCCGAAGUAACUAAUCUAACACCAUGGUCCUCUUAUGAGUUCAGUGUAACAGCAGUUAAUGAUCUUGGCAUUGGCAUACCAUCAACACCAUCACCAAUUUAUAGCACCUAUGAUGAUAAACCAUAUAUAGCACCUAGAAAUGUGGGUGGAGGUGGUGGUAAAAUAGGUGAUCUUACUAUAAAAUGGGAUCCUCUAUUACCGCAAGAACAACAUAGUCAUGGUAUACAUUAUAAGGUGUUUUGGCGUUUGAAAGACAAACUGGAAUGGGCAAGCGAUGUUCGAGAACAUCAGCAGAACGUUGGUGUUGCUGUUGUUAACAUACCAUUUCAAAACUAUUAUACUGAGUAUGAAGUUAAGGUACAAGCAAUUAAUAGUGUUGGCAAAGGACCUGAAAGUGAAUCCGUGAUAAUAUAUUCUGCAGAAGAUAUGCCACAAGUGGCACCACAAAAACCUAUUGCCUAUCCAUACAAUUCCACAUGUUUCAAUGUCACUUGGCAACCAAUCGAUUUGACACGUGAAAACAUACGUGGUAAAUUAAUAGGACACAGAUUAAAAUACUGGAAGACCACUCAUCAAGAAGAAGAUGCUGUAUAUUAUUUAUCACGUACCACAAGAAAUUGGGCUACGAUUGUGGGUUUGCAACCGGAUACUUAUUAUUUCGUUAAAGUCAUGGCUUAUAAUGCUGCUGGUGAAGGUCCUGAAAGUGAACGGUUUGAAGAACGCACAUAUCGCAAGGCGCCACAAAAACCACCAUCAUCCGUACAUGUAUAUGGCAUUAAUCCAUCUACGAUACGAGUUGUAUGGCGUUAUAUAUCACCAGCACCAGAUGAGGAGCCAAUUGCUGGCUACAAGGUUCGUAUUUGGGAGACAGAUCAGAAUAUGAUUACCGCCAAUGAUACUAUAAUACCAGUUGGAGAAAAAUUAGAAAUCUAUAUUAGCAAUCUAACACCCGGAAAAAGCUACAAUAUGCGUGUGCUAGCUUUCAGCAAUGGAGGCGAUGGUCGUAUGUCUAGUCCAACUUUACGUUUCCAGAUGGGUAAAACAACACGUAACCAUUCCAAUAGACGCUAUGCAUACAACAUUAAUACCGCUCUGAUUGUCACCAUAAUCACCUUAAUCACAACUUAUAUGUUUAAAAGUUAGCUAGAAACAUAUUAGAAUGUCUUUUAACGGUCGAAAAUUUAAAAUUAUUCAAAUUAAUUGAAAUUUGUAUACAUCUAUAGAUAUGUGUUAAAAGUAUAUAUUUAUUUAUAUAUACCAGAAAGUACAUUCCGUAGAUUUAUAGUUAUAGUUUAUAUAUAAGCCAAGCUUUAGUUUAUCUGAACAUUUAUGUUGCAACGAUUCCGUCUAUUUUUAUUAUACGAGCAUUUGUUUAUUGUAUCGUAUAUUAUUGUAUUUUUAUCGACUUUAUUUUUUAAUUUCGAAUAUAUCAGUUUUAUAUAAGUUUUAUAUACUUUUUAUGUAUUCAAAUUUAUUUUAUAUAUUAUUUACAACUAAUCAAUGUAGAAUAGUAGGUUAGAUUAUACGGCUGUCGACCAUCUACGAUACACUUAGGUCAUUUACUGACCCAUUGUGUUACCGUUUGUAUUAAACCGUCCUUCCAUCUUUUUCUAUUUUGAAAACCAUUUUAAUUAUUUAAUGAGUUUUGCUAAUUUUUCCAUUGUAGUCUUGGAAAAGAUUCAUAGGCUGUCUGUUGAUAGCAUACCUAGAUUAUAUAAUUCUUGUGUAACAGUAAAGUGGCCUUAAAAUUGUGAAAAACUAAUCACAUGCAUAUUGUAUAUGUAAAAAAUGAAUAAUUAUCGAAUAAUUUUUACUAUAAAUUUAUUAAAAUAUUUUAUAUAUCAAAAAAAAAAAUUUAUAUAGAUAAUAGAUUUGGUCUAUAAAUAGUAUAUAGCAUAUAGAGAAAAAAAAUUAUAUUCUUAUCCUUAUCAGAUAUAAAAUUUCGUCCAUUCUGUCAAAUUUACAUCCAUAUAUAUUAUAUACUAUUACAAUAUACAAAGUUUUUAUAUCAAUUGUGUAAUAGAACGUAAACAAAAUAAAGUCAAUGUUUUAAAAU